AUCGGAAACAUGGCGGCGCGCAGCAGCUUGACGGCUCUGUUUCCCUUUCAGAGCCAGUUAGAGUCUUCCCUGGAGGACGUUGUCACACAGGAAGAAAAGGAAAAUUUGGUUUAUCAGUAUUUACGAAAGUUUGACGAAAACGAAGAUUUGAAGAUUCCUGAUUUUGAACAAGGACUGGAGUGGUUAAACACAGAUGGACCUCUGUCUCUACAAAGGGAAUUAUCAGGCAAAGUGGUCGUACUGGACUUCUUCACCUACUGCUGCAUCAACUGCAUCCACAUACUGCCUGACCUGCACCAACUGGAGCAGCUUCACUCUGUUAAAGAUGGCCUGCUUGUGGUGGGUGUUCACUCAGCUAAAUUUCCCAACGAGAAGGUUUUGCAGAACAUUUGCAGUGCCGUGUUGAAGUACGACAUCACUCACCCAGUGGUGAACGACAGUGAUGCCCAGCUGUGGCAUGAGUUGGAAGUGUCCUGCUGGCCCACUCUGGUAAUUUUGGGUCCCAGAGGAAACCUGCUGUUCUCUCUAGUUGGUGAAGGACAUCGAGAACGCCUCUUCCUGUUCACCACCAUUGCUCUCAAGCAUUAUCGACAGCAGGCUUUGCUAAAAGACCAUGAUGUGGGACAAAAGCUCUUCAAGGACUCCUUACCACCUUCCGUCUUGUCAUUCCCAGGAAAAGUGGCGGUGGAUCCAAGGAGUAAGCACCUGGCCAUUGCAGAUACAGGACACCACAGGGUUCUGGUGGUGACUAGUUCUGGACAAGUCCUAUACUCUGUAGGGGGGCCUGAAAGUGGUAAGCAAGAUGGGGAUCUGUCUGCAGCGCGGUUUAAUUCUCCUCAAGGAAUAUUCAUGAGAGGCGAUAUUGUGUAUGUGGCGGAUACUGAGAAUCACCUCAUCAGGAAGAUUGACCUUUCAGAAAGGAGAGUUACAACUUUAGCUGGUGUCGGCUUGCAAGGUUCAGAUAAAGUGGGUGGAGCAAUAGGACUCCAGCAGCCAAUCAGCUCGCCCUGGGACAUAGUUCUUGGCACGGCAGGUGGUACAAAGGAUAACGUGUUGUGGAUUGCAAUGGCAGGGACGCAUCAAAUCUGGGCUCUGUUCCUAGAGGAUGGGAAGCUGCCCAAAGGAAGUGAGCAUAAAAAGGGCGAAUGUGUGCGAUUUGCAGGCAGUGGGAAUGAGGAGAACAGGAAUAACGCAUACCCGCAUAAAGCUGGCCUGGCUCAGCCGUCUGGUCUGACCUGUGCUCCCGAAGAGCCAUGGAACUGCCUGUUCAUCGCCGACAGCGAGAGCAGCACUAUCCGCAGUCUUUCUCUGAGCGACGGAGCCGUCAAACAUGUAGUGGGAGGGGAGAGGGACCCCCUGAAUCUCUUUGCGUUCGGAGAUGUGGAUGGAAAGGGCGUGGAUGCUAAGCUGCAGCACCCUUUAGGAGUGGCAUGGGAUGCCAGAACCAGCCUGCUCUAUGUGGCAGACUCCUAUAAUCACAAGAUCAAAGUUAUAGACCCUAAAACUAAGCAGUGCAAGGUGCUGGCAGGCACUGGGGAAGCAAGCCACAUGGUUGGCGCGAGCUUUGCUGAGACUAGUUUCAAUGAGCCUGGGGGUCUCUGUAUGGCCGAGGGGGACACGCUGCUCUACAUAGCAGACACCAACAACCAUCGGAUUAAAGUGUUGGACUUGCAGACCAAAACUGUUUCCAUGGUUCCUAUUUCAAUGGUAGAAGUUGAUACUUCUGUUAUAGCCACUGCUUCUGCUGCUGCAGUUGUAAAGGUUCCCAAGCUCCCGAAGUCAGCUCAAGUGCUCAGCAUGGCUACGCUGCCUGUGUCUGCAGGGCAGGUCGUCAACAUCCACCUCAGCCUGACUCUGCCUGAUGGAACCAAACUGACCAAGGAUGCCCCCAGCUUCUGGAGUCUUUCUGCUGAAGGUAAUGAAUGGUUACUGCAAGGACAUGCUGUGACAGGAAGCAUUGCCGAUCUCUCCCAGCCUCUCUCCAUCACCUGCGCCAUCCCCCCUCGACCGCAGACCCCUGACCCCACACUGACCCUCAGUGCCUGGGUCUACUGUUGCCUCUCAGAGGGAGGAGCCUGCAUGAUGAAGGCUGUGUCAUUCGUACAACCUCUACACGUUGACUCCACUUGCAAAGAAGGCACCAUACCUGUGAUGUUGGCACACGUCUUCUAAGGCACACUCGCUUCUCCAGACUUUCUAUGGGGGGUGUGGAAAUUCAGUGUGUACUGGCACCACUUGUAGUGAAUUAAUACUGUUACACAUGCUAAUGUUUAAGUGAAAGCUUACAUGUUUACACGCAUAGAGUAUACUGUACUGGUUUAACAACAUGGGUGCUUGUUCACUUGAAACAUAUGACUAGAAUAACCGUUGCAUAUGUUAGAUAAUUAGCAGCUCUGGAACAAAGUGCCUUUUUUUUCUCUCAGAAGCGCAUAUUACCUAACUGUAUCAGUCCAGCUUGGCUCAGAGCCAUGUGUAGCCAGGCACUUAGAUCUGUUUUUCUCCUCAUAUCUGAUGUAGCUUAUCUUUUCAGCAGAAAAAAAAAUGUCUACCAGCAUUAUUUUACAAAAAAUUAUUGCAUGUAUUAAACACAAAGAUCUGAAAAGAUUAACAAUUUGUAUGCCGCAUAUUACUUUGCUCCCAUGUCACAUGUAUAAACCAAUGUCCUGACUACAUAACAGAAUAUACAUGCUGAACAUUGUUAAUAUUUAGAGUGCACUUAGAUAUAAGUAUUUUGAACUCUAUACAUUAAUAAUCAUUUGUUCUUAAACUGGAUUUUAAUCUAUUUAACUUUUCUUUUUCUUACUCUUUUUAAAGCUAGUACAAGAUAAAAGUGCAUUUAAAAAAUGCUAGACAAUAUAAACUGUUGAGUCAAACUGGGAUUUUUGAUUGUACAGAAUAAAUGUACACAGUUAUAAGGGUAAAACCCACUAUUAUUUUUCAAAAUAACCCCCUGCUACAGUUGUGCACUCAUCCCAGCAUUUUACUAGUGAUUUGUCUCAGUAUGUGAGAGCCAUUAUCAGACUUCACACCUGAAGCACUGGCCUCUCAGGAACUCCUUUAGAUGGAUUUAGUACAUUACCAAGUUGAGUAUCUUACACUUUUCUUUUGCUAAGUUGUACUCCCUGCAUCAUCAGCCAAAUACACUCCCUGUUUUAAGUACAUUUAUUUAUUACAUUUGUCACAUAACUGUUCAUAGCAUCACUUGGCUCUGUUGAGUAAUGCGUAUAGCCACGCCCACUUUGAGGUAAAAAGCGAUGGCUGACGUGACGUAACAUAACAGCUUAUAACUUCCCCUAUACUUAACAUUUUGAUUUUAUUUAUAGCGCAGAUUUAACUUUAGGCAAAUAACGAAGGAUGCUAAAGUUUCAUUAAAUUCUGUUAAUUUUUUUUCUCUGACUGGUUUCUGGUUCUCCAAUGUAAUAAAUGUAAAGAUAUAAUUGUGCAAACAAAAUCUUUGUUUUAUUUAUAGAGAUUAAUCCCAAAGAAAUGUUGUAGGUUUUUAUUUAUUUAUUUAUUUAUUUUACAGACCUUCUUUAAAACGCUUUCUCUAUUCAAAUUGUUUUACUGCGGCCAAGAGUCUCAUUUUUUUAAUGGGUUCAUUACACCUUCAUUCUUGAGAAAUACACACUCGGGUACAUACAGAAAUGUGCAAAGUCCCAGUUUGACUUGAAUGUUCCUUGUACAAACCAAAAUAAAUGACGUUGCAUUUCAUGUGUUAGUUCACAGUUUAAUCCAUGUAUUAAGUUUUAAUGAUUCUUAAUCCAGAUUUAAGCUUGGCAUCCUCAUGGUAGUGAGAAAAUCAGAAGCUCAUGUAAUUGGACCUUUUGCUUCUCAUCUCUCAGCUUUAGUGUGCUUUCUCAGUCUUCUCCAAAGGCAGCUGUCUUUCUAUACACCAUCUCAACUCUGCACUUUAUUGGCCUGAAAUACAUGAUUAAAUAAAUGCUAUUUUAACAGUU
Messenger RNA from Clarias gariepinus (North African catfish), 3956 nucleotides. RefSeq names its product NHL repeat containing 2 (gene nhlrc2). Bases 10 to 2172 code for a protein of 720 amino acids. The record is from RefSeq and is a predicted model, not a curated record. Gene Ontology annotation, molecular function: protein binding. The transcript has 11 exons. Lineage: Eukaryota; Metazoa; Chordata; Actinopteri; Siluriformes; Clariidae.